AUGGCUUCGGAGCUAUUCAACCAAGCGGCCCAGGGCGCAGACCCUGCAUCGUCCGACCAGCCCGUCGUCAACCUCCAAGUAGUGUCGCCGUCCGUGGGCGUGAAUCGCCCUUUGCUCUUCCCUGGACUGGCGGCCGCUACCACCAUCAAGCAGCUCAAGGAGAAGAUCCGACAGACUCUCCCUUUGCGGCCGUCUGACGAGAACCAACGGCUCAUCUACCGUGGCCGAGCGCUUUUGCGCGAGACUGAUAGUCUACUAGAUGUAUUCGGCGCAGACGCUCUCCGCAGCCCCGAUCAACAGACAAUCCAUCUUGUCAUAAGAGAUGCUUCCGAUAGCGUAUCCUCAACGCCAGCUUUCUUGUCUGGGACCCAGAGCCCGGCUUUGGGAAACCAGCCUCCCAAUCUUCAGCGACAGACACCUCCGCACGCUGCUUUUAUGGGACCAGCACCUCCGCCUGGAAUGACAAGAAGAUCAGUGCUGCAGCCGACUCCGACUACUGCUCAAGCUCGGAUGCCAUCACCAGCUCGCUCGCACUCUCCGGCUCAUACUCCUGAACAGGCAGCGGCUUUUCAGCAGCAGCAUCAAAGUAUGACGCAAUGGUUGACCCAGAUCCAGAGAGAAGCCAUGGCUCGCAUGGUCAACCAGAACCAGCGUGGCAGAGCUUACAUGGGCAUGCGCGGCAUUGGCGAUAACGCUGGUGCGAAUCAAGGGGCUUAUGGGGGUUAUGGUUCAGAGUCGAAUAGUGGAAGGGCAAGCCCGGCCCCGACGCAUACAAUCUACCGCGAGACCAUUGGACCCAACGGUCACAGCUAUCAUGUAGAGACUGUUGUUCGAAAUGCGGCUGGCGGCCCGUCAGCAGCUUCGGCGCCACCCCACGGCGCACUGACUCCUACUGACGUCCACGGUAUUCUGCGAGGGGCGGAUGCGAACCAGACUCCGAUGUCCAUGGCAAACGCACUACACCAAAGCGGCUUGCGUCGAAGUGCAUCUAGUGCCUCGCUUCACAAUCGCCCACUCACACAGCCAAGUAUUACUACUUCAGUCUUUGCCAACAGUGGCUCCCGAGCUAGCAGCGGUCGAGCCACGCCGGAUUUGGGGCUCAGAUCGGUUUCUGGCACGUUCAAUGCCGCCUCUAUGUCGGCACCAUCACUUGUCACACCUCAGUCGCGGCAAGGCGUUGAGGUGUACAUUCUCUCCUCUCCAGAGGGUCCCCGUGCCCUCGUUUUCAACAGUGCCGUGGCUGAAGCCUACUAUACGCCUAGGAUGACCAGCUUCCCAAGCUUGAUCCACACGAUGCAGGCACAAAGCAGAGAUGAUGCUUUGCACCAAACAUCUCGGCUCGACCAACAACAGCAACAGCCACCACGCCAACAACAGCAGCAGCAGCAACAGCAAGAUGACCAACAACCUCGGAUAGUUCCUCUGCACGCUGGCAACCCUCCUGUGGGCUUACCCAAUCUGCUGGUACAGGCGGCUCCUCAUAUCUGGCUCAUCAUUCGCCUUGCCUUGUUUGUGUGGUUCUUCAUGUCUCCCAACGCCUCCUGGUCGAGAUGGUUGACUAUAAUCGCUCUCGCCUUUUUCGUAUUUAUUCUCAGCACUGGAUUGUUGGCUGGUGUUGCUGAACAGGCUUGGCGGCCACUGGGACGACAUCUCGAAAAUGUAUUCCCUGCAGUAGACCCUGGGCAUGUUGGACAAGGAGGAGCUGCAGGUCGUGAUGGCGCCCCUGGAGCAGAUCAGAAUGGAAGCCCAAACCCAGCCCAGAUGGCUGCCAGGCUGGUUGCCGAGCGUCGUGGUCAAGAAUCUUGGCUCGCAGGACAGCUGAGACGGCUAGAGCGAGCUGGUCUCCUGUUCCUUGCUAGUAUUGCGCCUGGCGUUGCGGAACGUCACAUUGCAAAUCUUGAAGCAGAGGCAAGAGCCCAAGAAGCUCGACGCAGAGAGGCCGAGGCGGCAGCGGCAGCGGCAGCAGCUGAAGCGGCCGCCGCAGAGAGCAAUGCAAACCACGAUGCAGAGACUGCGCCCGAGACGGAUGGGGGUGAGAAGUCACAGCAAGAUGGGCAAAACAGCCGCGAGGGGAUGGAGAGAGACGACGGCGUUCGAGAAGGAAUCUCUGCCGUGUAA
This is a messenger RNA of Trichoderma breve, 2118 nucleotides long. RefSeq lists its product as uncharacterized. The transcript has 4 exons. The record is from RefSeq and is a predicted model, not a curated record. Gene Ontology annotation, biological process: endoplasmic reticulum unfolded protein response. The coding region runs from base 1 to 2118 and encodes 705 amino acids. NCBI's taxonomy places the organism in Eukaryota, Fungi, Ascomycota, Sordariomycetes, Hypocreales, Hypocreaceae.